CUCCAAGAAAAACUUCGCCGCUUGAAGCGCAUAAGUUACCUGUUUUUUUUCGCGAUUCAGCUGAAUGCAACGCACAAGGCAAUAAUUUGCAAUUUAACAAUGUUUUAUUACGGAAAUGCAAACUCCAACAAUGAUCAUCACGACAAUAAACCAAUCCCGACCAAUCAUCAUCACCACCACCACCACCACCAUAGCAACAGGGACCAACAUCAUUUAGACUCUGCGUCCUUUUCCGCUGGUGACUCAUUCCCACUUUAUUUAGAACAACAGCAGCAGCAACAACAGCAGGAUCCCUCGUCUGCAACAACAGCUCAAAACAUUCCAUUGCAACAACAGCAGCAGCAUUCAACAACGGUCAAUGACAGCUCACUUUAUUUUGACCCAACAACACUACAGCCAUUCGAUUCUUCUUCAUUCCUGAACAAUCCACUUUUGUCACUUGCCGGUCAAGAAUACGAUAUGCCAAGAGGUCUAGACGACUUACAGCUACAACAUCAAGAUGGCUUUGAUACACAUGGAGACUUGUCCGCCUAUAUUGACGCAGGCAGCUGGAACCAGCAGUCUCACCAUAAUAACAACAGCUACAACAGCAACAACAAUGAAAAUAUGAUGAUGGCGUUUUCUCAGCAACAACAGCAGGCACAACCACAGCACCAGCAGCAGCACUUGUCUUCUUCGUCUCUGGCGCCAGACAAUAACAGGCAACAUGGAGCAGAAAAUGCUAUACUAAAUGCGUUUACGGCACUCGGUCAGCAGGACGAACAAGCGAUCCUCUUUUCCGACCCGAAUUUUGUACGACAACAGCAACUUUUGCAGGAACAGCAGCGGAUGAUGCAUAUGCGACAAGGGCAAGAAGAAGAUACUGGCAUGGUGGAAGGUGCGAUGGAUACGAACGAUGGUGGUGGUACUACUAGUGGCGGGUCGAUGAUGAUGCGAUCUAAUCUGUCGGCGAUGCUUGAUGAAACUUCAUCAUCGGAUGACAAAGCCGACGACAUAGAUCCUAGGGUGACCUGCUCACUCCAAGCUCCGUCACUUGACAGUUCCUGUGCUGCUGCUGCCACUACUGGCACAACAACAGCUGAUCGAAAUGCUCGACUUUUGUUUUCCCCAGCAACGCCAGCUCCAGAAUUCAAACAGCAACAACAACAACAGCAGCAGCCAUGGGAACAUAUCGCCACGUUGUCCAAGAAACAGCAACAACAGCAGCAGCAGAGGCGGACAAACAACAACAGCAACAAUGCACGGGCAUCAAAGCGGACCAGCAGCCCUAUUCCCAUUAAAGGCAUCGCUUCAUCGUGCAAUAGGCCAAUAUCAUCCUCAGUGCCUUCGGAAGUCGAUCAUCAACGAAGGCAGAACGAACUGCAGGCUAGAUUCAGGAUUACCUACGCGCGGAAACCACAACAGCAGCAACAGCAACAACAACAGCAGAUGCAGCAGAUGCAAAAAGUCGGUAGUCGAUCUUCUGCUGCUAUGGUAACUCCAUCGUCAUUUUCGGGUAGUUCGGCAGCGCACGUACAGCAGCCGUCACCCACACUUGGCACGUCAGUCCCAAAUUUUCCGUCCAGCAACAUGAAAGACUUUGAUAUGGAUUCGGUCAUGUCAAGUCCGCAAAUAGCAUUGACCCCUGACCCUUUGCUGCUACAGGGUUCUUCUUCGCCGUUAGGAAACUACCAGGAUACCAAGGGAUCGUCAGGAGCAGAAGUAGGAGCUAGCAGUGGUACUAUCAUGGAUGCAGGACAACUGCCAACAGCAUCACCGUCAUCUUCAGCAACAGCAAUACCAGGAGCAGGAAGUAACAAUACCGCCAGAGCAGCAUCCAAGAGUCCUUCAGUACAACACCAGGCCGUCAAUUUCCCUUCUCGGACAAUGCCAAUCCAAAUCCAGCGAGUGCAACGUGCAUCUGUUCCGCAACCAUUAGAUGCUGAGCAGCAUCAACGCAAACUCGAUGAUCAGCUAGAAAAGGUGAACUUUGACGACAUUACCGUCUCCGAACUCAAGGACAUGCUUCGCCAGCGAGGCAAACCUGCGACAGGCAAAAAGGCAGUGCUGGUCCAAAGGCUUAUGGAGGAACGGGAUUUCAUUCGGGCUGUCAAGAGCGGAAAGGCACAGCGUCAUUCACAACCGCCACUGCCGUCAUCAUCAUCCAACAACAAGCUGGGCGAAUCUGGUAGACCCAGAUCGUACCAGGGCACAAUGUCAUCUCCCUUAACAGCACAUGCAACAAGUAUUGCGUCUUUGCCACAAUCUCCGUUACUCGUUGCUGGAAGUAGCCCCUCAUCCAUGCCGAAUUCGUUCCUUCCUCCCGGUUCGCCAGGCUCUGUCACCUAUUCCCUCAACAGAUCUAUUGCCAACAUGCAUAUUGGAUCACCACCACCACCGCAGCAUACACGCCGAUACUCCCCUUAUGCAACUCCUGGAUCACCACGCAUGAGCUCGGCAUCGCCCAAACUUCAGCCCCAAAAGCAACAGCAACACCAUCAACAGCAGCAAGCAAACUAUUCGUCGUCCAUGCCCACUACAAACGCCAUGAUGUCAUCUUCACCUAGCAGUCUCACUUAUGGCUCGCCAUUAUCAUCUUCCUUUACAUCACGUGCACGUCCAAUCAACGCAUAUGUCUCAAACGGCAGGCCACCAAAGACAUAUGCACCCUUCACAUCAUCCGCGCUUGCCACACCGGAUCGAGAUGAUGACCGUGAUCCGUUUGACGACUUUGCAAUGGAGGAACAAGGUUACAUAAAGCGCGAGGAGGAGGAAGUAGAGGACUAUAUCAAGCAAGAGAAUAAUCCUAAUGAUUACCCAACGUCUUCGUCUCUACAUAAUACUACCGCUGAGCCCAUCAAAAUGGAAGGCCUGAAUAAUGUUGAUCCAGCAUCUGACUCUUUUCUGAAAAAUGCAAAUAUACCAGAAAGCGCAUUCGAUUAUCUUUCAGAAGGAUUUACACGAGAGGAUCUCUUAGCAGUACUUGCAGGUCAGGGCCUGGGAGACCCCAGCAUGGGCUUACAAGCAGCCAACUCCAUCAUGGAAGGCUAUAUAUCAAACGACACUACGAGUGCUCCAACGAACAACAUGAUGCUUUUUGACCAUCUCGAUAAUUUGAACCGAUACCAACAUGAAGGCCAGCAGGAAAAUGGCCCAAGAUGAAAAAGAUAAUGUUGCUUCCCCUUUGUCCUAUUCUUCCCCCGCUCCUUCCCAGCCCUUCUUUUCACUGUACAAUAUUUCUUUUUUUAUUCAUUUUAUAUAUAUACAUAUAUAUAUUUCUCUUUCCGAAAGCUUUGUUCAAUAUGGCUCAAGGGUAGUGAUAGGUUGGGGUCGCUCUUUUCGCCUUAGAAACGAAUCUGGCAGAAAUAGACCAUCAUCAUGUGUGACAUCAGCCCCCGCAUUUGGAUUAUUUGGUAGGCAUUGAUCAAUAUGCUAUUGCUUUGCAAGUCAUUUCUUUAGUACAAAGAAUUACAUACACCUUCUUUAGCUGAAGAUGAUUGCUCAACAAGAGAGAUCUGGUACUGGGAAGAAGUGUAUUAUGAUGAUGAUGAGGAGGAGGAGGGGGGGAGGAUAAAAAAAAAGAAGACAAGCUUUCUCUUGAAAAGACACAAGUCAAAGUCUCGUGAUUAUA
This is a messenger RNA of Zychaea mexicana, 3610 nucleotides long. RefSeq lists its product as uncharacterized. Bases 100 to 3141 code for a protein of 1013 amino acids. The transcript has 2 exons. The record is from RefSeq and is a predicted model, not a curated record. Lineage: Eukaryota; Fungi; Mucoromycota; Mucoromycetes; Mucorales; Lichtheimiaceae.